Messenger RNA from Nomascus leucogenys (northern white-cheeked gibbon), 10545 nucleotides. It is a transcript of the gene ATXN7, whose product is annotated as ataxin 7. NCBI's taxonomy places the organism in Eukaryota, Metazoa, Chordata, Mammalia, Primates, Hylobatidae. The record is from RefSeq and is a predicted model, not a curated record.
CGUAAAUGGCACGUUUAGGUGGUGAGAGGUGGAUGAGGAAAUAGGCACCAAUGCAGCUGAUUUGACCUCCAGUGGGAUAGAUACGAUUAGCACCAGGAUCAUGUCUCGUUUGAACCCAGAUCAGAACAGAAUUAAGACGAACGAGCUUUCACAAUUGCAGCAGAUGAAGAUCCAUUGGUAAAUCAAUCAGGAUUUUUGGCCUACCCUCCAAAGAAAAGGAGCGGAAAGAAUGUCGGAGCGGGCCGCGGAUGACGUCAGGGGGGAGCCGCGCCGCGCGGCGGCAGCGGCGGGCGGAGCAGCGGCCGCGGCCGGCCGGCAGCAGCAGCAGCAGCCUCCGCAAUCCCAGCGGCAGCAGCAGCCGCCACCGCCGCCACGGCGCCCACGGCCAGAGGACGGCGGGCCCGGCGCCGCCUCCACCUCGGCCGCCGCAAUGGCGACGGUCGGGGAGCGCAGGCCUCUGCCCAGUCCUGAAGUGAUGCUGGGACAGUCGUGGAAUCUGUGGGUUGAGGCUUCCAAACUUCCUGGGAAGGACGGGACAGAAUUGGACGAAAGUUUCAAGGAGUUUGGGAAAAACCGCGAAGUCAUGGGGCUCUGUCGGGAAGACAUGCCAAUAUUUGGGUUCUGUCCAGCCCAUGAUGAUUUCUACUUGGUGGUGUGUAACGACUGUAAUCAGGUUGUCAAACCACAGGCAUUUCAAUCACAUUAUGAAAGAAGACAUAGCUCAUCCAGCAAGCCGCCUUUGGCCGUUCCUCCCACCUCAGUAUUCUCCUUCUUCCCUUCUCUGUCCAAAAGCAAAGGAGGCAGUGCAAGUGGAAGCAACCGUUCUUCCAGUGGAGGUGUUCUUAGUGCAUCCUCAUCAAGUUCCAAGUUGUUGAAAUCACCCAAAGAGAAACUGCAGCUCAGGGGGAACACCAGGCCAAUGCAUCCCAUUCAGCAAAGUAGAGUUCCCCAUGGUAGAAUCAUGACACCCUCUGUGAAAGUGGAAAAGAUUCAUCCGAAAAUGGAUGGCACACUACUGAAAUCUGCGGUGGGGCCAACCUGUCCUGCUACUGUGAGUUCCUUAGUCAAGCCUGGCCUUAACUGCCCCUCAAUACCAAAGCCAACCUUGCCUUCACCUGGACAGAUUCUGAAUGGCAAAGGGCUUCCUGCACCGCCCGCUCUGGAAAAGAAACCUGAAGACAAUUCGAAUAAUAGGAAAUUUUUAAAUAAGAGAUUAUCAGAAAGAGAGUUUGAUCCUGACAUCCACUGCGGGGUUAUUGAUCUCGACACCAAGAAGCCCUGCACCCGGUCUUUGACGUGCAAGACACAUUCCUUAACCCAGCGCAGGGCUGUCCAGGGUAGAAGAAAACGAUUUGAUGUGUUAUUAGCCGAGCACAAAAACAAACCCAGGGAAAAGGAAUUGAUUCGCCAUCCGGACUCUCAGCAACCACCGCAGCCUCUCAGGGACCCACAUCCCGCCCCUCCUAGAACGUCACAGGAGCCGCACCAAAACCCUCACGGAGUGAUUCCUUCCGAAUCAAAGCCUUUUGUAGCUAGUAAACCUAAACCUCACACCCCCAGUCUUCCAAGGCCUCCAGGCUGCCCUGCUCAGCAAGGUGGGAGUGCCCCCAUUGACCCUCCUCCAGUCCAUGAAUCUCCACACCCUCCCCUGCCUGCCACUGAGCCAGCUUCUCGGUUAUCCAGUGAGGAGGGCGAAGGCGAUGACAAAGAAGAGUCUGUUGAAAAACUGGACUGUCAUUAUUCAGGUCAUCAUCCUCAGCCGGCAUCUUUUUGCACAUUUGGGAGCCGGCAGAUUGGAAGAGGCUAUUACGUGUUUGACUCCAGGUGGAAUCGACUUCGCUGCGCCCUCAACCUCAUGGUGGAGAAGCAUCUGAAUGCACAGCUGUGGAAGAAAAUCCCACUAGUGCCCAGUACCACCUCACCCAUCUCCACACGUAUUCCUCACCGGACAAACUCUGUGCCGACAUCACAAUGUGGAGUCAGCUAUCUGGCAGCAGCCACCGUCUCUACAUCCCCAGUCCUGCUCUCAUCUACCUGCAUCUCCCCAAAUAGCAAAUCGGUACCAGCUCAUGGAACCACACUAAAUGCACAGCCUGCUGCUUCAGGGGCGAUGGAUCCUGUGUGCAGUAUGCAGUCCAGACAAGUGUCCUCUUCAUCCUCAUCCCCUUCCACGCCCUCUGGCCUUUCCUCGGUUCCUUCCUCCCCUAUGUCCAGGAAACCUCAGAAAUUGAAAUCCAGCAAAUCUUUGAGGCCCAAGGAGUCUUCUGGUAACAGCACUAACUGUCAAAAUGCCAGCAGCAGUACCAGUGGCGGCUCAGGAAAGAAACGCAAAAACAGUUCCCCACUGUUGGUUCACUCUUCCUCCUCCUCUUCCUCCUCCUCCUCUUCUUCUCAUUCCAUGGAGUCUUUUAGGAAAAACUGUGUGGCUCACUCUGGGCCUCCCUACCCCUCAACGGUAACAUCUUCCCAUAGCAUUGGCCUCAACUGUGUGAUGAAUAAAGCAAAUGUGGUGAACGUCCGGCAUGACCAGUCAGGGAGGGGCCCCCCCACCGGGAGCCCCGCUGAAUCUAUCAAGAGGAUGAGUGUGAUGGUGAACAGCAGUGAUUCUACUCUUUCUCUUGGGCCAUUCAUUCACCAGUCCAAUGAACUGCCUGUCAACUCCCACGGCAGUUUUUCCCACUCACACACUCCUCUAGACAAACUCAUAGGAAAGAAAAGAAAGUGCUCACCCAGCUCGAGCAGCAUCAACAACAGCAGCAGCAAACCCACAAAGGUUGCCAAAGUGCCAGCCAUGAACAACGUCCACAUGAAACACACGGGCGCCAUCCCAGGGGCACAAGGACUGAUGAACAAUUCCCUCCUUCAUCAGGAUAUCUCCUCACCUUGCUUACGAACAGGAAUUUCAGCAACAUCACCCCAGAGCCCUGACUUAAAAUCCAAAGGCACGUCCCUGACAGCUGAAAAUAGCACGGGGAGGAAUAAUGCGGACACUUUUGAGGACAAGUUACACCUCCACUCAGCACUCUGGACUCCACGAUGCCUUUGAGUCUGUUUUCCCAACCUCCUGUGGGCCUCAAGGGUAGAAACCUGCCAGGCUGUUGUUUUAACGAGGAUUUCCCUGAAGCUGUGUCUCUAGCAGUGAGUACUCAUAAAGGACACUGGAUCAAGUUCAGCCACCGAAUUGCUUUUAUCAGUGUUAAAGUGGUCUGGACUGCUUGCUACCAAUCUGUGAGAAGUUUUCGUUUUUGUUUUGUUUUUAACUUGCAGUAUAUCACGGAGCCACUCUUCAAGUAGAUUGGCUGGGCAAAAGAAUGUUUUGACAAGAACGUUACUGUAGACCUUUCUCCCUCCUUCCUUUUACUACCUUUUUUUUUUUUUAACACUGUCAUCUGUAGGUCACUCUCCAGCAGUUAGGCACCUUAACUGGAGACCAGAAACCUUCCAGAGAGCAGAGGGCUGCAUCCCGAGCAACCCUCUGAGGAAGGGAAUUAGGCUUUAGAUUUUGAUAGCAGUGUUCCAGGAAUGAAAUACAGAUGUCAGCCCAAGGCACCAUAACAAAAUAGCCCAGCCUUUUGAGAGUAAUUUGGGAAAAGAAGCUGUCAGAAGUUUCUAACUUACAAACUGGUUUGAAAUUGUUGAUGCCCAGACAGCAAGUAUAAAUCAUUUUGGAGGCUUACUUUUCAUGAUACAAAAGCAAUUCUGUGUGAUUUUUUUUUUUUUUUUUUUUUAAGAAGAAAGAAAAUGCAAGCUAGUUUUGAGAAAGGAAGGCCAAAUUGGGUUGGGGGAGGGUGGGAGUGAGGAAGUUAAAAUCACUAUAGGGAGAAAAAACUUUUUUCAAGAUUUCCAAAGAGAUGAAAUUUUCUUAAUCCUUUAAGUUUUCAUAGUAAACAGUAUGGCAGAUUGGGUUGGUUGUCCUACCUGGUCUAUUUUUACAAGUCACCUUUUAAAGUGACAUUAUUAGAUACACUUAAAUGUUUCCAAGGCACUCUCUGCAUUACCCUUGUUUUCCUCUUUGGAUACUGUCCUGGGACUAAGUGUAGAUUUCCGCUUCAAGCACUUCUGGCAUUGUGUGUUUUUGUAUGCACUCCCUUUCAUGCCACUGCAGAUGUUUAUUUGGAUGUGGUUGGGGACGAGAGCAGACACCAAGGGAAGGGAGUUGGAGAACAUGUAAGUCCUGACCUGAAGGUCUUUUGUGAUGCGUGUAUAGGAUUGCCCUGACACACACCCUCCUUUCUUGGGAUUAUACCAGCCAUCUUCCUCAGAGUUUUGGAGCCCUCUAGGAUAUUUUUUCUAGUACCCCACCCCCCACCCCUAAAGAACUUAAUAUGUUAAAACAGCAUUGCUUGGAGAAGGUGUCAUUGAAUUCGGGGAUGAGCCGGAGCCUUUAAAUGGGUGCUUCCAUCACUACAGGCUCCUGACACGAGAACCAGGCACUGUUGCUUAGAAGAACACACAAAGUUGCCGAACACAGGGUAAAAUUUCCAAGGCGCUGAUCAUUUCCCUGGCCAGGGCCUGAUGAGAGCCAGUCAGUACAUUCUUUUUUUCCUACAGUUCUUGGGUUUCAAACUUCAGUUUCAGGGAAUUUCAAGUCAACAACAGGUAGAAUGAAUAAACUUGGUUACCAGCCUAAUAAUGUGAAUUGCUACAGAAUUAUUCUUAUUAUGUAAGAAAACAAAAACUUUAUGCAGAUACUUUAGCUAUAAAUUGAUGUAAAAUACUGAUUUUUUUUAAAGGAAGGAGAGAACAGUGUCUUGUUCAAUUAUUAUGCAAUCAAUCAGUAAAUGUUUUUAAAAUGAUACUACAGGAGAGCUUAGUAAGGAGAGGGCAUGGAUGGGCCAGUUUGGUAUAGUUGGGAGAAAUCAGUCUGGUUUCCAUCCCAGUCGGGGAAGAGAGAGGAGGUGAGAGGGAAUCAGAACAUACCUAGUUGAUUCCUUGGUGACAAGUGCAAUGGGGUAUGGGUAGAAUUUAUUUUCAGAGCCAAGAGGACUGGAUGGUUAUAAAUAAAGUUGCCUUUAGCAAUGGAAUUUACAGACAGAUCAUGUUGUUCCGAAAGAUGUGAAUAGGAUCCACGAUAACAAGUUGAUUCAGACUAAUGUAGAUAUUUAGAUUAGCAAGUAUUGAACAUUUGAUUUCUUAGACUGAGGUUUUAAUUGAAUUUCAUUAUGUCUCCCGGUAAUACACAGAGCAUCGGGAUUAGGAAAUUAGCCAUUUCGGAUUCUGCCUGCCACAAACAGACCUAUUCUAAACAGUGCUAUUAAAUUUUAGACUGUUGUUCAAAUAUUUUAUUUUCUCCUACACUACUUUUUAUGAUGAUGAAUAAUUAAGACCAUUUAAAACACGGGAGUACAAGUAUUUUUUUUUUGAAUUAAAUUAACUUGCAAAAACCAAAUUUGCAGUGGUUGGGUUGUUUCUAGACAGACUUUGGUAUCAAUUUAAAACCAAGAUAAUUUUUAUAUUCUUUCCAAUAGAAUUUCAUGACAACUCCUGCAGUUUUCUUAACCUACAAAAAAAAAAAAAAAAGUGCUGCAAUGAUGAACAAAGAAUUAUACAAAACCUACUUUUGUAUCUUUAUUUUGGAAUUUCUUGUUCUAUUAUAAAUAUGGAAGUAUCCCUAUUUCAGAAGACAUAUUUUGUUAAAAAUGAAUUGUACAUAUUUAAAUAUGUAUUUUUGCACAGGUCUUUUUUUCUGAUAUCCUGUUUUGGUACAAUUGAGAUCAUCUAGUAUUUAUUUAUUAAUUAAUAAAAGUAAAUACCUUUUUAUAAUUUGAAGUGGUUCACUGCCAAGCCAAUAGUUCUAGAACCUGCCUCCUUUACAGUUUUAAGGGAUGCCUCUGUUCUGUGAAAAGUCUUUGUCCCUUUUAGUGUCUCGGGAGUGGAUUCAUACAGAUGAAGUGGGCAUUGCUUCUUCCUGGUUGCCUGGUUUCCCGAUAGACUACAUGUAACUAAGUGACACACUGCUUUUCUUUUGUUAGUAUUUUAUGUGUGAGAGUAUGUGAUUGCGUGUGUGUGCGCCUGUGUGUGUGUGUAUCCUCUGAGCACAUCUAUGUUAGUAUGUGAUGUGGUUUAAAACUAAUGGAAAAAACUGAAAGUGCCUGAAACUAGUUUUAAGCUUAGACAGAAUCUCUUUAAAAAGACUUGAAUGUUCAGUUGAACUUUUGGAGUUUGCUUUUUCCACCUAAAUAUUGUUUCUAAAAUUUUAGGGGAGGAGUUGAAAACUACCAAUGCUGGUAAUUUUAUAAGGUAUUUUAAAAUUAAGACCUCUUGGUUCAUAGUAAUUCAGUUGGUGAUGGAUAGCCUGGUGGCACCAAGGGUUACAGAUCUUUUUGUCAGCCAGCAACUUACACGAUGUGUCCGUUUUGUUAUUCACUCAUGAAAUACAAUUUAAAAUAUUUAAAAUAUUUUGUAUUCCAAAAAUAUAAUACAAAGAAGUACCUCUGAGAACAUUGAAAAAAUGGAUAAUUUGAAAAAAUGUAACUUAUAAAGGCAGCUGUCUUCCUGCAAGAGUUCUGUUGCCAAGGAAUUUCUUAAUGUCGCUCAUUCUGUCCAGGGGGUUUGGGGGGAUUGGGCUUUGAAAAAAUAUUGUUAAAAGUUUGUUUAGCAGAAAAUAAUCAUUUUUACAUUUUGUGCAAAACAUUUUACAUUUUCAGAUAAUUUAAAUGAGCACUACAUACUGUCAGUGUGAAUGUAGGGCCUUGAAAGCAUUUUGCUUUUUUUUGUUUUUUUUUUUUUUUUUUUUUUUUGAGCUUGGUUAUAAAAGCAAUCUCCUGUGUUAAAAACGUGUGAAUAGUUUCAUAAUUUGUACACAUAAUCAAGAGCAUCUCAGCUGGACUUUGUGUUGGCUGCUGUAUAGAACAUGAACAAAUGUCAAGGGAUAGAAAAUUACUUUGGAUAUUUAAAAGAGAAGAAAUAUAUAGUCUAUUUGUUUUGUAACAAGUUUCUGUAAAUAAAAUAAUUUAUACUAUUUAUAAGAAAAGGUUGUGCUUUGCUUUAUAAGAAAUUAGCUUGUGGAACAAACAUGUUACUAAACGGGCAAUAAAAUUAGGACUUCUCAAUAAAUAAGGUUGGCUGCAUGAAAUAUUUUACAUGUUUCUGCCUCGUGAUACUAAACCCUUUCAGUCUACUCUGACUUUUCAUCACUUUUGGCAUUGAACACCCUUGUGAAGCCCCUUCAGUUGAGCCUUCCUCUUAUAUAAGCUAAAUACUUGUAAGGCAUGGGGAUGUUUCCAUCUGGGGGCACAAAGCUUUGCUUUGGAUAAAUUAGUAACUGUGUAAACUGUGAACAUUACUGUAUUCUGGCCUUGCAUGUUUGUGAAGGAAACGAGGAAGUUGAUGGAUUGAGAAACACAUUCUGUUUGUACUUAGGUGCAAAUUUGAUGACAUGUAGUUUUGGUUUAAGAUAAGCUUUUUAUCCAGACCUGGUCUAAUCUCUUCCUUUCUUUUACAUACCUCCCUUACUGGCAAUACAAGUGCAUUUUAGUAUUAUUUGGAACACAGCAUAAUCAUUUACCUCUAGAAAUCCAGACAUUUUUACUGUUUGCAAAUAAAUCAUUCUGAUAAAUUAUUUUUGUUGCUUAAGAGGAGCAACUGCUUUGUGUGUUAGCAAGAAUGUCCAUACCUGAUAUGAAAGUCAUGUUGGCUUCAGUUCCUACUGCUCUAUGGACUUCCCAUUCCCUCCUUACUUAAGUCAACCACCCACUCAGUACUUUCCACAAAUCUAAUCAUGAGGUGCUCUCUGUAGGUAAAUCCUUUCACUAUGGCUGUCCUCAAACCUCCCAAGAAAAGGUUCAACUGCUCAAUCUCUUACCCUUUUUAAUUCCAUUCCCUUGCAGGUAUCCCGGUCCUGCAUAACAAGAUGAUCCCAACUCAAGGAAAGGGGUUUAGCAGUGUUGGAUCUUGGUGUAUGUGGGAUUUCACCAGGCAGAAAGGCAGACAAGAGUAAGAUUCUAGGCAGAGAAAGCAAAUGCGUCGAGCAUGGGUAUGAAGAUGUGAGGGAUAGAGAAUAAUUCUGCAGAAGUUUGCUGGAUGGAAGAGCCUUAUAGGGUUAGAGAAGCUGGUGUCAGACUGUCAAGGACUUUGAAUGUCAUGGGGCUUCUCAUCCAGGAACACAUGGGAUCAGGCUUAGAUUAACCCAAAUGUAACUGUCAGAGCCCAGAGAUAUUUCAUGGUCCAGUCUUAGCGCACUGUGCAGCUGCCAAAAGUCAAAGCCAUUCAAAUCUGUACUGAAAACUGUGGAAAAGCAAAGGAGCACUUAAGUUUCUUUCCCCAUCUCUUGCAUUCUCACUCUCUUUUGCCUCAAAGAUCUGUCUUUACCUGCCCCUGUCCCCAGUCCUAACAAAAAGCACUCCCCUAAAUCAAGUCUAAGUUCUUCUCCGUUCUCAUUCCUUUCUUAGUCUCCUCUUUCUCGUAAGAAGUUCUUGCUCCUGUUGUUAAUGGAAGUUAAUUAGUCUUUCACCUUGUAAGGCUGUAAUUCUUGGCACUUGUUAUCCUGAUUUUCUACAUCCAAAACCCAUGGACCAGAAUAUCUCUUAGGAGGUAAGGGAGAGUGAGGCUAUCAGCCAAAGAAAAAGUCUCCAGGGGGAAGGGGAGAAUCACUUAUAAUUUAAUACUUUGUCAAAAAAACAUCUCUGCCAUCUAUGGCCCUUCAAUAGCAAUGGAAGAAGAAUCAACAGGUGAGAACCUCGGGAGAAAAGUAAGUUACAAAGCUGUUGUAAUCCAGGUAAGAGCUAUUAAGUUUCCAAACGAAGGCUGACUGUGAGGAUAACUGAUACUGAUUUCAGAAAUCUUUAAAAAGUGAACCAACAAGCCUUGAGGUCUAAUUCUGUUCAACAUUAAAGGGAAGAGUGAGUCUAAGAAGACUUUAGGUUUCUAGCUUGGCCAAACCAGUUGAGUUUUAAGUGAAAUGUGCGAUAUGGCAACAGAGAAGGAAAAAGACAUAACGAUAAAUUUGAGCUGCUGGUGGGAAAUUCUGGUUUAGUGCCCAGCUGGCUGUACAGGCUGCAUGGACCUUAGGAGGGAGGUUUGGGCUGGAAAAUAAAGAUGGAGAGUUGUCUUUCACUUUUUAGAUGAUCAAUGAGGUCAUAAGGGUAGAUGAGUUUACCUGGGAAAAUUAAGUAGCUAUUCGAUUUGGCUAUUACGUUAAAAUAAUACUUCUCUAGUUACGUAGUUAAUACGCCAAAUACUGUGCCAAGCAUUUUAUAUACAUCCUCUCUUUUACUAAGCCCUCAUAGGGCAGGUAUUUUGAUUCCAAUCAUACUGAUUGGAACUCCUAAGAAGGUGUCUUGCUUAAGGUCCCACAAUGAAUAGGUGGCAGAUCUAGGGUAAUUCAUGUCUGUCAGAACAGUGAUUCUUAAUUUUUCCCCUCCUCAGGCUCCAGGAAUCACAUGAAGUUAUGGAUCCUGUCUGACCGAGGCACAGGCACACCACAUUUUUAUAUUCCGCUUCCAGGAUAUCAAAAACCUGAAGCCUAUCCUCCAUGGCCCAGAGAGAAAACCCAGGAUAAAACCUUGGAGAAGACUAUUUUUGUGAAGACAAAUGGAGAAGAGCAUUAGAGUAAAAAGAGAGGUAAGGGAAGGCAUUGAGAUGGUUUACAGGGUUAGAUGUUUUGAGUCGAUUCCAUUAUGCAUCUACCUAUUUAGGUAAUGGUUUAUUAUCCUGCUGUUUUCUCCAGGAUAAUUGGAACAGCAUGUAUUGGGUGGGUGGAAAAGUUAGAACUUGAGCAGGGAGAUUGCCAAAGAAUUAAGAGUAUGAGUGAAGAUGUGGCUGAGUGAUUGAUGAUGGUCUGAAUUGGGUAUUCAGGGAAGAGAACUAGAAGCCCACCACUAGAAUCUGUGCAGGUGCUCUUAAGACAUUGGUUUGAUUGGAAUUGCCUUCUUGUUAGGUCUUAGGAAUCUCCUUCCAGGUAACUUUUUCUAUGAUUAGACAAUUGAUUUGUUCAGGGUCACAGAGCAAACUCCACAUUUAAUUCCAUAUGGCCAAUAAAAGUGAGGGGUUACAAGGUGAGAUCCAAGGGCCAGAGUUAUCAAAGUGAUGCAGCACUUUUAGGAAUAGGACAGGGAAUGGAGGAAUUGGAAUUCCAAUAUUAUUUUCAAAAGCAGAACUGGCCAGAGGAAUUGGAAUUCCAAUAUUAUUUUCAAAAGCAGAACUGGCCAGAGGUGCUUGUGAUUCCUGGGUGGAAACCAUGGCAGUGGACAGAAGCAGCAUGGAGGAAAAGAGCACUGGAAUUCAGGCUGAGGAACUGUGAAGUCAAGGGUGUUGUAUAGGUUGUCCAUUUCAAAUUAGUUAGGGUUGCGUGGUUCUGGGAUGAUCUGCAUGAAGAGGGGAGAGUGACUUGGAGAUGUGUGAUUGAGGACAGUGAGCACAGUGCUUUGAUGGUGUUGGUGGGUUAUAAGCAGCUUCAAAGAGAAGACAUUUUGAAUGAAGGUGGAAACAUAACAGCCAGGAGAACAAGCAAAGGACUAGGAAAUGGUGAACUUCAUCUUGGCCCCAAGUUCCUGAGGUGCACAUGAAUAAACAGCCUCUAACCCAGAGGCUUUCAAGAAAAGCAGA